Momordica charantia (bitter melon) is the source of this 1023-nucleotide messenger RNA. RefSeq lists its product as uncharacterized. The record is from RefSeq and is a predicted model, not a curated record. Lineage: Eukaryota; Viridiplantae; Streptophyta; Magnoliopsida; Cucurbitales; Cucurbitaceae.
CAUAGUCAGUCAACUGAGAGCUUCUUCCUCUUUCCAAAUUCCAACUCCACCAUCGUUUCAGUGUCACCUUUUUAUAUGGCUUCUUCAUCUCUAUUUCACAAUUUUUCUUCCAUUUCUCCACACCCUUCAAUCCGCCAUAGAAACCCACCCAUUUUUCCCCAUUCCCAGUUCCUCCCUCCCAACUCCUUGAAACUCAAAAAACAAUCUCUCUUCUCAAAUUCGCAAAUUCGGAAGCUAACAGCUCGAGGGUCUCCUUCUUUCCCUCUUGUAUAUGCUGCACAGAACAAUUUCUUGAGAGUCUUUCAGACAGUUUGGAAGAUUGGUAAGGAUGGAAUUGAGGCAGGAACAGGCCUGGUACCUGAUUCUGUACCAAGGCCUAUAGCAAGGAUAUCUGUAGCAAUAGUUGCAUCAACUAUUGCACUUUUUUUGCUCAAGUCAGUCCUGUCUACGGCCUUGUUUGUGCUGGCUAUGAUGGGAGCAAUUUAUUUCGUAUUUAUAGCGCUGAAUAAAGAUGAAGGACCAAGAGGAGGUGGAGGCUCCCCCUCCUCAUCCACAACCUCCACAGAGGAGACUCUUGAAGAAGCGAGAAGAAUAAUGGAGAAGUACAAGUAGCAACACCUGCAGUAAGCCAGUGUCAAAUACCUCAUAUCAAUUUCCUAUAAUCAUUCCCCAUAAGUUGUCAAAUACCACAGUCGACCUAGUCUACAUCGUUAUGAAGUUAAUUAGUUAACAUUACUAAUCUUGCUUCAUAAUCCAGACAAUCCUCAGCAUUGUUGGCUGUAUAAUUUUUCGGUCGCUUGACCAUGCAAGAGUAGUGAUGUGGUUGAUAUCUUAUUCAAUUGAAGGUUGUAAAUACCAUGUAUUUGAGAAGUACAAGCAUAACGAACCACACUGCCUCUCUAUAUUUUUCUGUGUCAUGCACUAUGACCCAUUUUAUCUGCUGAGGUGAUACUCCAGAUAUCAAAUGUUUGUAAUUAUUUUCAUGUUUUAACUCUAUUAAUUGAUAUGCUUCGUUAAGAAUUA